UUUGCAGCAGUUUGGCGUAGGAUUAGCGUUGAGAUCGACGCCGUGAUCAUUUCCCCAAAAGUGCUCCAUUUUUAUUACCUUCACUAUUAAUCCUCCACAGUUCAUUGGUGCGAGACUAUCGAUCAAGAAGAUCAUCCACAAUGAUCAUGACUUUAGGUGACAAGUGGAGAGAGUUUCUCAAUGUGAUCGUGUAGUGAGAGAACAUAUUGAUCUGUCGGAUGAAAAAUCGAAGGUAUUUCCGUGCGAUGAUUUUCAUCAAUUUAGUCCGCUAAAUUGCGUUUUCUGGCCCUCAGAUAGGCUAUCUACUUAGGCGUCGCGGAGUGGGUGAUUAAUUAUACUUGUGAGUGAUCCAAAAAAAAAAGCGGGAGAGACAGCAAAGAAUAUCUUGAUGGUGCUGGCGAUUCUCAAGUGCAAAAUGUCUACGCUAAAGCGAUGUCUUAGCCAACUGUCGGUGAUAGUGUUUCGUGCGGAAUCCUCAGGGGAGCCAGCCUGGCGUGAGGAGUGUCUCAAAUAUCGCCAGACACGAUUCUCAUCCAGACGCGUGAGGAAACGUGUCAUUUUCAAACACGGGGACUGCAAUGUCGUCCAGGGGAAUGUGGCCAAGCGCAGACGACGGUAUAUGCAGGACAUUUUUACAACACUCGUCGAUGCUCAAUGGCGAUGGACAUUGCUUGUAUUUGCACUGAGCUUCCUGCUCUCGUGGACAGCUUUCGGGAUAAUCUGGUGGCUCAUAAUGUACACACACGGUGAUCUGGAUCACCUUGAGCCACAGGAUCCGCACGUGCAGCUCAUUCAGAAUAAAUCAACAAAUCCAUGCGUGACGGAAAUCUACGGCUUCACGAGUUGCUUCCUUUUCUCCGUGGAAACACAGCACACCAUCGGCUAUGGUAACCGCUACAUCACGGAGGAGUGCCCAGAAGCCAUCUUCAUCAUGUGCCUCCAGAGUAUUAUGGGUGUCUUCAUUCAAGCAUUUAUGGUUGGGAUUGUUUUUGCAAAGCUGUCGCGUCCCAAGAAACGUGCCCAGACACUCCUCUUCUCGCGCAAUGCCGUCAUUUGCCAUCGCGACGGCGUGCCAUGCCUUAUGUUUCGUGUCGGUGACAUGAGGAAGAGUCACAUCAUCGAGGCGCACGUUAGAGCUCAAAUAAUAAGAAAGAAGGUGACCAAAGAAAACGAAGUUCUUCCAUUUUAUCAGCAAGAACUCCAAGUUGGAGCUGAUGGGCGAGAGGAUCGUCUUAUGUUCAUCUGGCCCACAACUAUUGUCCACAGGAUUGAUAAACAUAGCCCCUUGUAUGCUCUAUCGGCACAGGAUAUGCUGAAGGAGCGCUUUGAAAUUGUCGUGAUGCUCGAAGGUGUUGUUGAGUCAACGGGGAUGACAACACAGGCAAGGAGUAGCUAUCUCCCAUCGGAAAUUCUCUGGGGACAUCGUUUUGAGCACGUUGUCGCCUUCCGCAAGGAGACUGGGGAGUAUGAGGUGGAUUACACCCUCUUCAAUAAUACCUACGAGGUUGAUACACCUCUGUGCAGUGCCAAGCAGCUCGAUGAACUUCGAGCAGAGUUGAAUACACCAAAUGGACUAGAACGACUCUGCUCAUCUGGCCUCCUGCCGCGUGUGUCAUCGGCAGCCAGCCUAGAUCCUGCCAGUGAAGAGUCCGGUGAUUCUGGUCGCUUGCAGAUGCGCUCGUGUUCGGUACCCAAUGGCAUCCCAAUCACCGAAACACACCAUCAUCAGCAGGCGAAUGGGCAUAAAAAGACACAAUCAGGACGACGUCUUUCCGUUAAGCACGAAACGCUUCCCGUUGAUUCAAUGUGCUGAUAUUUACUCAAUACUCUAGGUAUAAGAUUUAAGCCAAUUUUCCAGCCAGGUGGUGACUCAGUGUGAAUAUCCUUUGUGGAGGAACUCGAUGACGGACCUUGUCAAAAGUGCUUUACCGUAGUAGCUACAUAUAUCAUAAAAAUUAUACAUAUAUUUUUUCGAUAAAAAAAAUGUGAUUCAAUUUGAAAGAAUUUACUAUACGAUAGGUAUUUGCAUAGAGAAAGUCAAUUUGAUUGCACAUAGAAUCUCAGUGUUAAAGUCGGAAGAGACCAUUGCUAAAGGAGAGUGAUUAAAAUGUGUUAGUAUCGUUAGUAUAUAUAGAGAGAAGUAAAAUAGAUAUUCCAGAAGGUUUUUUUUUGUGAGAAAUUCAAAUUGUUCAUAGAACAGAGAAUCAUUAGCGUUAACAAAUUUUAACAAUUUUAUCGUAGCUGAAAUUAGCAUAUAAGAGAGAAAGAUAUUUUUUUCGGCCUUUUUCACAUCUUACCAUUAAGUUAUAUAUAUGAGAGAGUGUUAUGUAAGAGAAAUAAAAUUGCGAAAUAUUUGGAAACAUUAA
This is a messenger RNA of Lutzomyia longipalpis, 2366 nucleotides long. RefSeq names its product G protein-activated inward rectifier potassium channel 3 (gene Irk1). The transcript has 7 exons. Gene Ontology annotation, cellular component: plasma membrane. Gene Ontology annotation, molecular function: inward rectifier potassium channel activity. Lineage: Eukaryota; Metazoa; Arthropoda; Insecta; Diptera; Psychodidae. Gene Ontology annotation, biological process: regulation of monoatomic ion transmembrane transport; potassium ion import across plasma membrane. The coding region runs from base 389 to 1813 and encodes 474 amino acids. The record is from RefSeq and is a predicted model, not a curated record.